CAACGUAUUAUGAGUUCAACGAUAAUGAUGAGAAGAUACAUUCCCGGGCAUCACUAGCUACUGAUGGUGAUACGACAACAUGUGCUCGUACCAAUGGUGGCGAAGAACCAACAUUCACAUUAUCAUUUGGCAGGGAGUAUUACGUGCAUAGUAUACGAAUUACUGUUGGCGCUCUUCCGUAUAAACAUUUUGGAUGUUUUGGGGACGACUGGGAAAGAGCACUGGAUUGGAACAUUGAUGCAGAAGAUAUUGAUUAUUUGAACGAUGAUUAUUGGAAUCGAGUAUUGGAAGUGAAGAAGUGCUUCACUGCUGUAACGGCCAAUAGUAAAACAAUCAUUGGUGUUUUGAAUGGUGGAAUAUGUUAUACUUCCCGCAGCGGAUAUGGCACAUAUAACAAAUAUGGUACUUCAAAUAAGUGCACAGGCAGUAACAGGAAUGGUGAACAGGUAGUUGGUACUGGAGGACCAUGGGCAAUGGAUGUUUAUGCAAUAACAGGUGAUCCACUACGUUACAGUG
Messenger RNA from Owenia fusiformis, 516 nucleotides. The record is from the annotation of a GenBank genome assembly. NCBI's taxonomy places the organism in Eukaryota, Metazoa, Annelida, Polychaeta, Sabellida, Oweniidae.